Molecule: messenger RNA, 1079 nt
Organism: Solanum lycopersicum (tomato)
Lineage: Eukaryota; Viridiplantae; Streptophyta; Magnoliopsida; Solanales; Solanaceae
Biological process (GO): protein ubiquitination
Cellular component (GO): cytoplasm
Molecular function (GO): ubiquitin protein ligase activity
Source: RefSeq, a predicted model, not a curated record
UCUCUAUAAAUCAAUUAACUGUUGAAGCACCCAACCUAUUUUCAACUGAAAACCUAGGUACAAUUUUCAUAAUAUUCUUUUCAGUAUGAUUCAUCGUAGUUACUUGUUUUGUCAUUCUUGCGAUGUCAACCAACUUUCUGGAAAACAAUCUUCUCAUGAUGAUCCGUCUUCUUCUUCUUCUUUACCCCUUUUAAACAUUAACUCUUCUUUGCGCAUUCGACAUGAUAUUUGGUAUUCAAAUAAUUUAGAACAAGAAGCACAACUUUAUCGCACAGGAGUAAGAGUGGAAACAAUAUUGAAGCAUGCCUUUCUCACCUCUUCAGUUAUCUUGUCCUACGACAAUUUUUACUAUGCAAUUUCACAACUGUUUGGGAAUUGGAAAUUAGAGUUUCAAGAUAUGCGUGAAUCUUUGAUAGGAAAUAUAAUGAGUCAGGUGCGUUAUAUUGCUGAGUCUAACAAGGGACAUCGCGGAGUGUUGGAGUUAUAUGUGGAUAUAAAAUUGGUAUGCAGUGAUGUUAUUGAGGAAAGGAGAGAAGAUUCAUCAUCAUCACAGUAUGGUAUGGUGCCAGCUAGUGAGUCAUCUAUGCAAUCGUUAUUAAAGAAGAUAGAGAUUGAUGAAGAAAAUACCACAGACGACAAGUGCAUGGUGUGUCUAGAAGAGCUUGUAAAGAAGGAAAGAGAGGGUGAUGAUGAGAUAGUUAGCAUGCCUUGUUCUCAUACGUUUCAUGGAGAGUGUAUCACCAAGUGGUUAGAGACGAGUCAUUAUUGCCCUAUUUGUCGCUUUGAGAUGCCCAUGCAGGAAGGAAUAACUAAGUAGCUAUAGCAAAUCUAGGAAUUUUAUGUAACUUCAAAUUUUCUGCUAAAUAGAACUCGACAAUUUCCAAAUACAAAAUUCAACUGCGUUUACACAAUAACUAAGUAGCUAUAGCAAAUCUAGGAGUUUUAUAUAACUUCAAAUUUUCUGCUUCAUCGAGAAAUAGAACUCGACAAUUUCCAAAUACAAAAUUCAAACUGAUCCGUUUAAUGUUUACACAACGCGGUGCUUAUAUAAUAAAAUCAAACUAGAAUGAAAAUCUAAA